AGUUCUCUGGUGUCCUCUAGUGUUCUCUAGUGUCCUCUAGUGUUCUCUAGUGUCCUCUAGUGUUCUCUAGAGUCUCGAGCAGCGCAGGGCUCAGCGAGCCGUUACCAUCUCCGGUGCACGACCAGGUCACAAAGGCUGCUCGCACAAAGUACAAACCACAGAUAGGAUUCAAAGGUCAAGGGCUUCUGGAACUAUCCAUUCUUCCCCAGGAAGUUGAAACGCCUUUUCCGUUUGAGCUAAAGAAGGAGGUGACGCUUCUCUUUUCUGUUGCGGCACUGGGGACAUCCAGGAACUUGUGAGUGUGGGUGGCGCUCAUUCAAAAGACUGCGAUGCACCGCUUAAGGACUUGUGCGGCACGGCUCCGGCCGAUCACGGCCUCACAGACUGCUAAAAAUCUAUCACAGCAGAGGCCAGUGGCCACCCCUAGGACGUUUCAGCCAUUCAGGUGCUACACAGCACCGGUGGCCGCAGAGCCGUUUCUGAACGGAACAAGCUCUAACUAUGUCGAGGAGAUGUACUAUGCAUGGUUGGAGAAUCCCAAGAGUGUGCACAAGUCUUGGGACAUUUUCUUCAGGAAUGCUAAUGCUGGUGCCCCCCCAGGUUCAGCCUACCAGAGUCCUCCUCCAAUGGGAGUGAGUCUGGCCGGGCUCACUCAGGCCCAGUCUCUGGUGGGGGCCCAGCCGAAUGUGGAGAAACUGGUGGAAGACCAUCUGGCAGUCCAGUCCCUCAUCAGGGCCUAUCAGAUACGUGGUCACCAUGUGGCUCAGCUGGACCCUCUUGGGAUUAUGGAUGCUGAUCUGGAUUCGUGCGUUCCCACUGACAUUAUUACAUCAUCGGAUAAACUCGGUUUCUAUGGGCUGGAAGAGUCUGAUCUGGAUAAAGUGUUCCGCUUGCCCACCACCACCUUUAUCGGGGGCAAUGAGAGCGCUCUGCCCCUCAGGGAGAUCAUCCGCCGCUUGGAGAUGGCGUAUUGCCAGCAUAUAGGGGUUGAGUUCAUGUUCAUCAAUGACCUGGACCAGUGUCAAUGGAUCAGACAGAAGUUUGAGAGGCCUGGAGUCAUGCAGUUCAGUCUGGAGGAGAAGAGAACACUGCUGGCUCGCAUGGUCCGCUCCACCAGGUUUGAGGAGUUCCUGCAGAGGAAAUGGUCAUCUGAGAAGCGCUUUGGGCUGGAGGGCUGUGAGAGUUUGAUCCCUGCGCUCAAAACCAUUAUUGAUAAAUCCAGCGAGAAGGGAGUAGACACGGUCAUCAUGGGAAUGCCUCACAGAGGGCGUCUGAACGUGCUUGCCAAUGUAAUCCGUAAGGAGCUGGAGCAAAUUUUCUGUCAGUUUGACUCUAAACUAGAAUCUGCCGAUGAGGGUUCAGGAGAUGUCAAGUACCACUUGGGCAUGUACCACAGGAGGAUAAAUCGUGUGACUGACAGGAAUAUUACUUUGUCAUUGGUGGCCAACCCUUCCCAUCUGGAAGCGGUGAACCCGGUGGUGCAGGGCAAGACUAAAGCAGAGCAGUUCUACUGCGGAGACACAGAUGGCAAUCGGGUGAUGUCCAUUCUGCUCCAUGGUGACGCUGCAUUUGCAGGUCAGGGCAUCGUCUAUGAAACCUUCCAUCUGAGUGAUCUGCCCUCCUACACCACACAUGGCACUGUGCAUGUGGUGGCCAACAACCAGAUCGGUUUCACCACAGAUCCUCGUAUGGCACGCUCUUCUCCGUAUCCCACUGAUGUUGCCCGUGUGGUCAAUGCCCCCAUAUUCCACGUCAACGCAGAUGAUCCUGAAGCUGUAAUGUAUGUGUGCACCGUGGCCGCAGAGUGGAGAGCCACCUUCCACAAAGAUGUGGUGGUGGACCUGGUUUGUUACCGCCGUAAUGGCCACAACGAGAUGGAUGAGCCAAUGUUCACCCAGCCGCUGAUGUACAAACAGAUCAAGAAGCAGAAAGGAGUUCUGCAGAAAUAUGCUGAGAAGCUCAUUGCCGAAGGCGCUGUCUCACGACAGGAGUAUGAGGAAGAGAUUUCUAAGUAUGACAAAAUCUGUGAAGAAGCUCAUGCUCGCUCAAAGGAUGAGAAGAUCCUCCACAUCAAGCACUGGCUGGACUCCCCCUGGCCAGGUUUUUUCACUCUGGAUGGUCAGCCCAAGAGUAUGAGCUGCCCAUCCACCGGUCUGCCAGAGGAGGAGCUGACCCACAUCGGACAAGUGGCGUCAUCAGUACCCGUGGAGGACUUCACAAUUCAUGGAGGUCUAAGUCGUAUUCUGAAGAGCCGUGGUGACAUGAUCAAGAACAGGACAGUGGACUGGGCUCUGGGAGAGUACAUGGCCUUUGGCUCUCUACUCAAGGAGGGCAUCCAUGUGCGUCUCAGUGGCCAAGAUGUGGAAAGAGGAACCUUCAGUCACCGCCACCAUGUUCUCCAUGAUCAGAACGUAGACAAGAGGAUCUGCAUUCCCAUGAACCACGUAUCCCCUAACCAAGCCCCGUACACCGUCUGCAACAGCUCUCUGUCUGAGUACGGAGUACUAGGUUUUGAGUUGGGCUUUGCUAUGGCCAGUCCCGAUGCUCUGGUUCUGUGGGAGGCCCAGUUUGGAGACUUCCAUAACACGGCUCAGUGUAUAAUAGACCAGUUCAUCUGCCCUGGCCAAGCUAAAUGGGUCCGCCAGAACGGCAUUGUCUUACUGCUGCCACAUGGCAUGGAGGGCAUGGGUCCCGAGCACUCUUCUGCCCGUCCAGAGCGCUUCCUGCAGAUGUGCAAUGAUGACCCUGACUUUAACCCUAAAGUCACUGAUGACUUUGAGGUGCGUCAGCUGUAUGACUGCAACUGGAUUGUCGUAAACUGUUCAAAUCCCGCCACCUAUUUCCAUGUAAUAAGGAGGCAGAUCCUACUUCCCUUCAGAAAACCUCUUAUUGUCUUCACCCCCAAAUCUCUGCUGCGUCACCCGGAGGCCAAGUCUAACUUUGAUCAGAUGCUACCAGGCACUCAUUUCCAGCGUGUGAUCCCAGAUGGUGGACCGGUAACUCAAAGCCCCUCAGAGGUCAAGCGCAUCGUCUUCUGUACAGGAAAGGUCUAUUACGAGCUCACACGUGAACGCAAAACACGCAACAUGGAGGACUCUGUGGCCAUCACUCGCAUUGAGCAGCUCUCUCCUUUCCCAUUUGACCUGGUGAAGGCUGAGACUGAGAAAUAUCCCAAUGCUGACCUGGUCUGGUGUCAAGAGGAGCAUAAGAACCAGGGAUACUACGACUACGUCAAACCCCGCAUGCGCACCACCAUCGACCGUGCCAAGCCUGUCUGGUAUGCCGGCCGUGAGCCCGCCGCCGCCCCGGCCACGGGAAACAAGAAAACCCAUCUUCUGGAGCUGAAGCGUUUCCUCGACACUGCCUUCAACCUGGACGCCUUCAAAGACCACGUCUAAACCUGUCCUUCAGUCCACAAAUAAAACGAUAACUCACAAACACCCCAUUCACCCAGCAACCAAAUACACUAAGAAUAGCGAUACAGUUUAUCCAAUGUGUUCAGGUUUGCAAAACACACUCUCUGCCCUAAACUCACUCACUCUCCUGCAUGAAUUCACUAUUUUUUUUUAGUUAAUAUUGUUCAUUUCAAGCCUUCGUCACCAUUGUUGCCCAGUUCAACAACACCAAAUGAUGAUAAACCACAGGAAAUUCAGAUUCUCUUGGUUAAGUAUGACAGCACAAAUGUUGAUUUGAAUAGACCUAAUGUAUUUUCAACCAAAGCACAGCUCCAGUCCUGUUACAGAUGCAGCAAUCACGUCUGUUGCCUCCAAACUCACGAUUAAGAGAUUUUUCCUUAAACUUUCAAAUGUAGGGUUGUUGGUAUCCACACUCUCAGCGGCUAUAUGGCUUUAAUUUGUAUGUUUGUGUUUUUUUUUUUUUUUUCUUCAUUGAUAAUUGUGGGCUAAGUUCAGAAUAAGGGAGAAUUUUGGCACAUACAUUUGCAGAGUCUGGAUAGUGGGCUGGAUUGUAAAGUAAGUGGUAAAAAUGACACUUUAUCUGUACCUUUGCACUGUUUUCUGGUAAGAAGAAAAAAACAAUUGGUUCUCUGAAGUGGAUGUUGCAGUUGUAUGAUUGUAUUUAUGUAAAAAUGGCUUCGUAUUCAGAGGAGGAAAGGCUUGGCGUUAAAAUCAGGACUGUGGAAAUUUUACAUGUAUGUGCCUCUGUUCUGGUUCCAAAUCAUUGUCUAUAGAUGGCAUUGUAUAGUCUGUACACUCGGCUAAUCAUUGGUGCAGCCUGGUGCAGAUAAACCCCCUUCAGAACUCCAGUCCUCCUUUGCCAUCUGAUAACGUGUGCCAUACAGCCCAACCCAGCAGCAGGAACAUUUAAUAUGACAAGCAAGACAGAAUUACACCUGUUUGUGGUCACUCUUUUAAAUAGAAACCAAUGACAUCCUUUUGGCUUUUUCAAAGAGAGAGAGCAAAUGAUUUUAUUUAUUUUGGCUUUUGGAGGAAUAAGAUUCUGUCCUCGUAACAGUUUAGCUUCAUACAAUAAACUCAUUAUCUUCUCAAA
Messenger RNA from Sinocyclocheilus grahami, 4509 nucleotides. RefSeq names its product oxoglutarate dehydrogenase a (gene ogdha). Gene Ontology annotation, molecular function: thiamine pyrophosphate binding; oxoglutarate dehydrogenase (succinyl-transferring) activity. Gene Ontology annotation, cellular component: mitochondrion; oxoglutarate dehydrogenase complex. Bases 330 to 3398 code for a protein of 1022 amino acids. The record is from RefSeq and is a predicted model, not a curated record. The transcript has 23 exons. NCBI's taxonomy places the organism in Eukaryota, Metazoa, Chordata, Actinopteri, Cypriniformes, Cyprinidae. Gene Ontology annotation, biological process: tricarboxylic acid cycle.